Molecule: messenger RNA, 3270 nt
Organism: Plenodomus lingam JN3
Lineage: Eukaryota; Fungi; Ascomycota; Dothideomycetes; Pleosporales; Leptosphaeriaceae
Cellular component (GO): cytoplasm; Cul4-RING E3 ubiquitin ligase complex
Molecular function (GO): protein binding
Source: RefSeq, a predicted model, not a curated record
AUGAAAUACACCGUCUACGACCGCUUGUUGAAGCGUGAAGUUGGCCAACAGCGCAAGAAAUAUACCGACAUUCGUGGAAUAUACGGUGACCGACGGUGGAUCGAUGAUCUGGACAUUGUAAACGAGCUCGAGGGCCACAGUGGUUGUGUGAAUGCUCUCAGCUGGUCCACAUCUGGUCGUCUCUUGGCCUCAGGCUCAGACGACCAUCGUAUCAACAUCCACGCAUACCAGCCUGAAUCUUCGACGUCGCAAUUCAGCCUCACCACUUCCAUCUUGACAGGCCAUCGAUCGAACAUUUUCUCUGUGAAGUUUAUGCCCUAUUCCAACGAUCGAACAAUCGUCUCCGCCACCGAUGACGUUCGCAUCUUUGAUAUUGAACACUCCGGACACUCGUCCUUUGGCUCUGGCAGUACAAGGCCUGGUGCGAAUCACCAUAGUAUGGGCAUGGCACGGGACGGUCUUACACUGACUGAAGGCGACACCAACGCGAAGGCCUUUCGCUGCCAUACAGACACAGUGAAGCGCAUUGUCACCGAAGACAACCCAUUCUACUUCCUGACGUGCUCAAAUGACGGCGAUGUAAGGCAGUGGGAUAUUAGGCAGCCAUCAAGAGCGUAUCCACCCGCCAAAGAUAGCAUAAUUCCUCGGUGGGCUAGAGACGAGGACGCCUCUGACGACGUACCGCCACCGCUCAUCUCGUACAGUCGAUAUGGUUUGGAUCUUAACACAGUCUCCUGUUCGCCCUCACAGCCGCACUACAUAGCACUUGGUGGCGCUCAUCUCCACUGCUUCCUCCACGAUCGACGCAUGCUCGGACGAGACAAGAACCGAGAGCGCGGCUCGAGACUGUCCAGUCCCAACAACUGGACUGAUAAUGAUGACGAACUUUUAGGUCAGGCCACCCAAUGCGUCAAGAAAUUUGCACCCUAUGGCAAGCAGCGGAUGAAGCGGAACGAUAGUGGCCAUAUCACAGCUUGCAAGAUUAGUGACGCCUACCCAAAUGAGCUCAUCGUAAGUUGGUCUCAGGACCACAUUUACAGUUUUGAUAUAUUGCGGGCUCCGGACGCGAGAGAAAAAGUCACUCGUACAAAACCAAUGCGCAACGACUCAAGACAGCGCGUGAAGGAGCAGAACAGGAAGCGUAAGCGAUCAAAGUCGGGUACAUCAUUGCAAGAGUCUGCAGAAAGAGCCGACUCAAGACAGCGAACAGAGAGCUCAGAGGACGAUCUUGCGUUGCGUGUAACUUACGGCAAUGGCCAGAGCGAAGACAUCCGAAUAGAGCCUCCCCGUGAAACCAAAAUGUCGCAGGAUGAACUGAACGACCUCCGCGCGACGAAUCAUUAUCGGAUCGCGAAAAUUUCCAUCAAAAUUGCAAAGGGUAUUUUCAAUCUAGGCGAGCACGGAGAGGCCGGACUUAGUUUAGCAUUGACUUCUAUCCUUGGUCUUGCAAACUCGAUACUAUCAGAGAUGGAUGACAUUGAUCGCUCAUGGGGGUAUCCUCUGGAUCCUGACCCUGUCGAUGUCGCCGUACAGAACAGUCUCCGCGCCAAACGUGCAUCGUCUCGCCGCUUCGUGCAGGCUGCUGGUACCCUUGCACGAGUCUUGGGAGGACAAUUGCUCACGGGCGCAAAUUCGGAUGCACUCAUAUCCAAGUACUUCGCAUCGAUACAAGCAUCUCCAAGGGAGCGGGAUUUGCCUCGCCACGAGCAAUUCGGUUACGAUUUCCUCAAAGCGAUCCUUCUAUGGGUCGAUAGCGGUCCCGGAGCCGUGAUUGAAGGCUUUUCGAGUCGCAGUAGCAGUCCGCGUCAUCCCAUUCCGCAUGGAUCUGAUAUUGACGCCAUCGAGGAAUAUCUAAUCCCAUAUCUCCUUGAUUUGGCCAGCGACGACCCCAUCUUUGACGUUGACAAGUCUAGAUUUGAAAAGGACGAGAACAGGCGUUUGUUUUCGACAGAACGAGAGGCUGUCAAUGCGUUCGCGGCUGCCGUCAAGAUACCGUUCGCGGAUCUCGUAGAGACGCCUGAAGAAGAAGGCCAGUCUACGCAAGAACCUGUACAGGACCGGAUCGCUGCGAGGAGAGAAUGGGUAUAUCGCAUCGGUAGGGGUGUUCUACGGAAUGCGGCCAAGCAUAUCAAGUUUGCUUUUGUCGAUUGCGCAUAUGGUGGGCGUGGGAUGACUGGCCAGGAGACUAGAAAAGAAGAAGGGGCGUUGAGAGAGCAACAAGAGGAGAUCGAUUCUCAAACUGAAUACGAAGAAGUCUUAGAGAAUAAUUCUGUCGGUGCAACCCGAGCACCUGUGAGCACGGCACCUGCUGUGUCAUCAUCGAGCUCUCCAGCAGCUAGUGGUUCAGGACGCGCAAGGAUUGCCACGGAGGAUGAAGAUGAUGACGAAGAGCAUGACGAUGACGAAGAAGAUGAAGACGACGAAGAUGACGAUGACGAUGACUGUGAUGUUGAAUCGGAUGAAGACGAUGAGGAGGACGACGAGGACGAAGAAGAGGAAGAAGAAGAGGACGAAGAAGGGCUGAGACGCACCGGAAGUGGUCGCAUGCUCUGGCGUUCGGAUUUUGCUCGAAGUCGUUUUAACCGGGAGAAGGUGGAGCUGGAUGUUCCUUGUGCGCCGCAUACAAGAGUGUAUACGGGCCACUGCAAUGUGAAGACGGUCAAGGAUGUGAAUUACUUUGGAUUGCAGGACGAAUAUGUGGUCAGUGGCAGCGAUUCUGGCCACGUCUUCAUAUGGGAUCGGAAAACGGCUGAGCUGGUCAACAUCCUUGAGGGUGACGGCGAGGUUGUCAACGUUGUGCAAGGCCAUCCCUACGAGCCCACGAUGGCAGUAUCAGGUAUCGAUCAUACCAUCAAGAUCUUCUCCCCCGACACACAGCUUCAGCGAAAUGCUCGCAAAGGCGUGGGCGUCCAUUCAGCAGACCCGGAGUCCUUUUCAAGUCUCAAUUGGGGACGCCGCCGGCGGCCUCAGGCCCCAGCCACUGAAAAUGAACGCCCAACUGAGACGGAGGCACUGAGCGAUAGUGAUAACGAGGUCGCCCCACAUGGCCUUAGCAGUCGAAAGAGAAUGCACGAAGCCUACCAGAUCACGAGUAAGAACGAUAUGGACCGCAAGGGUGGACGUGACGACUACUUCAUCUCACAAGCCGUGCUGGCACAGCUUGCUAGACACAUGGCUGCACGACGAGGUGGAGGGGAGGGGGCGGAUGAUGGAGAUGAAGGGCAGGGAGGCCCCAUUGUGAUCUCAGACGAGAAUUGUACUACGAUGUAG